UCAAAGUUUGCUCCUUGAUGAAUAGCAUAAAUGUAUGGCAGAGAUCAACGAUAAUUAUUUCUGAAUGCGUCCAUGAAAGUUGUGGACACGGGUAACAUAGAGUGCAGCACAAAUACUUCCAUUUCCUCUGCCAGUGGCUUCCAAUCAUGCCUCCCAAAAAAGAUUCAAAAGGAUCUUCUUCUAAGCAGCCACAGAAGACUCAGAAAAAGAAAGAAGGAGGUUCUGGAGGAAAAGCUAAAAAGAAGAAGUGGUCAAAAGGAAAAGUUCGUGACAAGUUGAACAAUCAGGUACUUUUUGAUAAAGCAACAUAUGAGAAAUUACUGAAGGAAGUUCCGAUAUGGAAGCUGAUCACACCAUCUGUGGUCAGUGAGAGACUGAAAGUUCGAGGCUCAUUGGCAAGGAAAGCCCUUGAUGAACUUCUGCAGAAAGGCUUGAUCAAACAGGUGAUCAAACACCAUGCACAAGUGAUAUACACCAGGACAAUCAAGGGUGAUGACCAACCUGCAUAGUGUUAUGUUAAAAUUGCCUUUUUUCAAAUAUAUUAUAUUGUACAAUUAAAAUGAAGAAUAAAUUGUAAAAAAUCCACUUGA
Zootermopsis nevadensis is the source of this 590-nucleotide messenger RNA. RefSeq names its product ribosomal protein S25 (gene RpS25). The record is from RefSeq and is a predicted model, not a curated record. NCBI's taxonomy places the organism in Eukaryota, Metazoa, Arthropoda, Insecta, Blattodea, Termopsidae.